Messenger RNA from Contarinia nasturtii (swede midge), 2325 nucleotides. RefSeq names its product protein mothers against dpp-like. Gene Ontology annotation, biological process: anatomical structure morphogenesis; cell differentiation; transforming growth factor beta receptor signaling pathway. Gene Ontology annotation, cellular component: heteromeric SMAD protein complex. The transcript is spliced from 3 exons. The record is from RefSeq and is a predicted model, not a curated record. Gene Ontology annotation, molecular function: DNA-binding transcription factor activity, RNA polymerase II-specific; RNA polymerase II cis-regulatory region sequence-specific DNA binding; I-SMAD binding. Lineage: Eukaryota; Metazoa; Arthropoda; Insecta; Diptera; Cecidomyiidae. The coding region runs from base 316 to 1686 and encodes 456 amino acids.
GAUGUGAAUAGUAAAAGCUAAGACACGGAACCGUCAACUUUGUGUAUUUGUACUUUGCGUGUGCCUUAAGUCACUUGAUUUUUUUUGCUCUCACAUAUUUUCGCUCUUUUGUGAAAUUUUCUGUCAAUCAGUGUGUAACAUUUGUGUGAAAAACUUAUCGACGGAGUUUUUUUUUUCAUUUGGAAUACAUUUCUCAACGCCUGCGACGUAAACAAAACGGAUUUUGUGUGGAUUACAUUUGUCGGAGAUCAAGUGAAUAUAAUUGAUUUUUUUAGAGUUUCCAAGCGGAACGUACAAUAAAAUUAGGACGCAAAUAUGGAAACAGAUGAUGUUGAAUCUUCGCACAGUACGAUGUCAAGUUUGAACAGCUUGUUUUCGUUCACAAGUCCGGCUGUUAAAAAAUUGCUCGGAUGGAAGCAAGGUGACGAAGAAGAGAAAUGGGCAGAGAAAGCCGUCGACAGUUUGGUUAAAAAGUUAAAAAAACGAAAAGGUGCAAUCGAAGAUUUGGAACGGGCUCUAUCAUCACCAGGAAUGCCGUCAAAAUGUGUAACGAUCCCACGAUCAUUGGACGGACGAUUACAGGUCUCACAUCGUAAAGGAUUGCCACAUGUUAUUUAUUGCCGUGUAUGGCGUUGGCCCGAUUUGCAAUCUCAUCAUGAAUUAAAGCCAAUCGAUGAUUGUCAUUUUUCAUUCAGUUCAAAACAAAAGGAAGUUUGCAUAAAUCCGUAUCAUUAUAAACGUGUCGAGAGUCCAGUACUGCCACCAGUAUUAGUGCCGCGACACUCUGAAUUUGCACCGGGUCAUUCGUUGCUACCAUUUCAACAAGUCACCGAACCGAAUAUGCCACACAAUGUUAACUAUUCCCAAAUGUCAAAUCAAAAUUUCAUGAAUCAAAGUAGCCCAACCAGUCCGACAAUGUCAUCGGUAUCAUCAGUGAAUUCGAAUCCAAACAGUCCAUAUGGUCUUUCGUUACCGGAAACGCCACCACCAGCCUAUGGCAUAACGGACGAUGCAAAUUCAAAUAAUACCGAUCAACCAAUGACAGACGCAACAAAUCCAAAUGGUCUAGUGCAAAUAAGCUAUCAAGAGCCACCAUUUUGGGCUUCGAUUGCCUACUAUGAGCUCAAUUGUCGUGUUGGCGAGGCGUUCCGUUGCAAUUCAUUAUCGGUGAUUAUUGACGGCUUUACGAAUCCAUCAAAUAACUCUGAUCGCUUUUGUCUGGGCCAAUUGAGCAAUGUUAAUCGUAACAGUACAAUUGAAAACACACGCCGUCACAUUGGUAAAGGUGCGCACGUCUAUUUUGUGCGCGGUGAAGUAUUUGUGGAAUGUUUAUCGGAUUCGGCGAUUUUUGUACAGAGUCGCAUGUGCAAUCAUCAUCAUAAUUUCCAUUCGAGCACCGUUUGUAAAAUUCCGCCCGGUUGCUCAUUGAAAAUAUUCAACAAUUCAGAAUUUGCAACGUUACUAUCACAGGCCGUUAAUCAUGGCUAUGAAUCGGUGUUCGAGCUCACCAAAAUGUGUACAAUUCGAAUGAGUUUCGUUAAGGGCUGGGGUGCCGAAUAUCAUCGACAAGAUGUUACCAGCACACCGUGCUGGGUGGAAAUCCAUCUACACGGACCAUUGCAAUGGCUUGACAAAGUUCUCACACAAAUGGAUUCACCGAUUAAUGCCAUCAGUUCGGUGUCCUAAAACACAGUCGCUUACCAAAUCCCUCCCCAAAACUAAGCGUGUCUGUGUGUUUAAAUGAUAUUUCAAUCGAGAAAAUUUAGCAGUUAAUUAUUUUAUAGGCAUAAGAGUGUUUAGAAACAUAAAAACAAUAGAAAAACAACAACAGAAUUAUUCAUUAGACUUUAUUGCUUCUUCUAUGACCGGUUUUUCAAUCGUUUCUUUUAACUGAACUUUGCUUCAUCAUCCGUUUUAAUAUUGUAACUAAAGUCAAAAUUUUCAGGAAUAAUUCGAUUUUUUUAUGUGAAAAUUCCUUUUGCAUUCAAUGCCCAUAUUGACGACGCUAUAACAUCAAUUUUCAUCUAAGCUCUGGUUCGAUCAAUGCAAAAAUCUAUUAUGACCUCUUAUUGAUUGUAUUUAUUCUGAAGACAUUUGAAAAAUUCAUUAAAUGCAAAAAUAUUCGCGUCCUUGUAGAAAUUUAACGCAUUGAGCUUAUAUGCAAAAAUUGACAAAUGUUUGAAAUGUCAGUAGUAGUAGGCUGAAUGCUAUGAAUUCUGUGUGGUAAUGCAAAUGCCAUAAAAUUGUAUAAAAUGAAUUAUUAAGUGUACGUACUAUUUUGUGUACUAAAAACUAUACAAAAAAAUAUAUAUAAUUUUUAAUACA